Molecule: messenger RNA, 2350 nt
Organism: Taeniopygia guttata (zebra finch)
Lineage: Eukaryota; Metazoa; Chordata; Aves; Passeriformes; Estrildidae
Gene: B3GALT5
Product: beta-1,3-galactosyltransferase 5
Biological process (GO): protein O-linked glycosylation
Cellular component (GO): endoplasmic reticulum; Golgi membrane
Molecular function (GO): N-acetyl-beta-D-glucosaminide beta-(1,3)-galactosyltransferase activity
Source: RefSeq, a predicted model, not a curated record
CCAGUGAGCAGAAGUGUGAUAUUCACCAGCGAUGUGGGCAGAGGUUGGGGCUCCAGCUCCAACACUGUGUUCCUGUUUUCCAUGGGAAAAUGCCCCAUUUCCAGGUGGAGGGCAGAUCGUUGGCAUCCAGAAGCUUUUGUGUUCAGUAGCUGUCGGACUUUGUAGGUCAGACUGUGGCAAAAGAAGUGUUAGCACUUUCCCAAAACUAAAGGCAGGGUGUUUUUAGGAACUUGGAGUACAAAGGAGACAGUAAUGCAGGCAGAGGGAGGCACAGGCAUUCUUGGGUGCCUUAGCUAAUACUUCCUCAUUAUAGGAAACUAAAUCUACCUGGGAGUAUUUUUUUGAAUAAUUUAAAAAGGAAAAGGCUUUUGGGGGCAGUCCUUUCUGCAGCAAAUCUGGAAGUGGAUCUGGACCUCUCUUCUCACUUGUGUUUCUCCUGCAGAGUAGACCAAGCAAACAGCGUUCUGUGUCUCUCCUUAACUGCAUCUCUCCAUCUCCAGCCUUGGAGUGGAGGGGGAGGAGAAAGGGAGCUGCCAGCAGCUCUCAGUGAUUGAUUCGUCUCGUGUUUUCUUAUGCUGCGCUCUAACAACCUGUUUCAAAAAAAAAAAGAAAAAAUUACAAUGACAAAUCAAAGCAAAUAUUUUCUGGCUAGAAAUUCAAAGUGCCCUGGAUCAUCCCUGGGUAUUUUGCUAUUAAAUAUGUGGCUUUAUCCGUAACGUUUGUCUGGGAAUUUUUUUUUUUUCCUUUCCCUGCUGUAGCUUGCAGCGUUUAGAAGAGAAAUGUCUUUCCCCCGGAGCCAUUUGCUUCAAUAAUUGCUGUGGUGUGAAGCUGCUGUCACCAGAGGACGGGUCACAAAGCCCCACAUAAAGACCAGGAUCAGUUAGGACAAAAACCAGGGCAGCGUUCUCCUUGCUGUCCUGCUUGGAUAAAAUGCUGAAGAAUGGAAGAUCCACCAGGCACAGAGCAGCUAACCCAACUUCAAAAAUGUGACUCAUGUCCCCUCCAGCAAAAGGAUCAGGAGCAGUUCCUGGGUUGGUGCAAGAGCCCCACAGGACACAAAAGUGAUGAAGAUGAGAGGAACCUGGCUGGGUGUGUUCCUGGGACACCUGCUGGCUCUGGGACACGGGCACAAAUGGAGAAACAUGGUGGAUUCCAGAAAGGUCAGGCUGUUUGUCUGCCUGGUGGGGCUCAGCAGUGCCAGCCUCUGGGUUUUCUACGCCUGGACCGAAUUCUGCAUGUUCUGUGAGAGCAGCCAGGGUGACCUAUUCCCCACGGAGACUUUCAGGAGGAUGGAAGGGAACUUCUCCCAGCUCCCAGACGUUGACUGCCACAAGAACCCUCCUUUCCUUGUCCUGCUGGUGGCGUGCUCAUUCCAGCAGCUGGAUGCCAGGAUGGCCAUCCGGCACAGCUGGGGCAAGGAGAGGACAGUGGCUGGGAAGCGCCUGGUGACCUUGUUCCUCCUGGGGAGCCCUGGGGAUGCCAGCCAGCAGGCUGACAUCGCUGCUGAGAGCCAGAGCUACAGGGACAUCAUCCAGAAGAACUUCACAGACACCUAUUACAACCUGACCCUGAAGACCAUGAUGGGAAUCGAGUGGAUCCACAGGUUUUGCCCCCAGUCCAGCUUCGCGAUGAAAACCGACACGGACGUGUUUGUCAACGUUUUUUACCUCACUGAGCUGCUCCUGAGGAAAAAGAAGAGCACUGGAUUCUUCACAGGCUUUUUAAAACUGCACGAGUACCCCAUCAGGACAAGAGGGAGUAAGUGGUAUGUGAGUAGGCAAGAGUACCCAGGAACCACCUACCCACCCUUUUGUUCCGGGACUGGAUAUGUUUUAUCCAGCGAUGUAGCCAGCCAGAUCUAUAACAUUUCUGAGAGUGUUCCAUUCAUUAAACUGGAGGAUGUGUUCAUAGGGCUGUGCCUGGACAAAUUAAAAAUCCAGCUGGAGGAGCUUCACUCGGAGCAGACAUUUUUCCCAGAGAGGAUCAGGUUCUCUGUUCCUCGCUUUAGGAAAAUCGUGACGUGCCAUGGGAUCAAACCAUCUGAGCAGCUCAGCUACUGGAACCACUUAGUGGCAGCAACUCAAGGAUUGGUGCUCUAGCACCUACCCUGCUCCACUUCACAGACUGAAAUUCUCUGCUUUUACAGGGCUGCUCCCCACUCCAGCAAAAUCCCAAUUAACUCCAGCUCCAUCACUCCCAGUUAACUCCAUCCAGCUCCAUUAAAGACUUUAGAAAUGGUUAUUUUAAUCACAGAAUCAGAGAAUUGUUGAGUUUGGAAAAGACCUCCAAGAUCAUUGAGUUUGAUUAAAUCUUUCCUUUGAUUAAACACUACCUUGUCAACUAAACCUGA